UUCACAUUGAUAGAGUACUAAUUUUACCAGUUCAAGCUUUUCAAACAAGAAAUAAAGAGGAAAAACUUAGAAAAAAAAAAUAAAAUUCUCUAUUACAAAAAAAAGGGAAAAAAAUAAGUAUUGGACCAUGAAUGAGACCCCAGACUUGUUCUAACAGCCGGCAAAAUGAGCUAAAACGAAAACUUGCCGGCCCAAAAUAAUACACAUUCUUUUGUCCCGUCCUUCAUAAAUACCCCUUCUUUUUUUUUGGUUAAACCUUCCAAAUAAUGCUUCCUCCUUUAAUCAACACCUUCUUCCACUUAACCAAACUUUAAUCAGAAAUCCUUCCAAUCCACACCUCCUCCAUAGAUAUGACUGAUUCCUCCCAAAGCAUGCAGUCAUCUCCGGCUGAAAAUGCAGCCGGAAACGAUCAAGACACGUGGAGUUUCGACUCAAGAACAUCUACUUCCUCCACCACCAGCAACAUGAACAACAACAACAACAUGGUUAACAACUAUCAAGCCAAGGACAGUAAUGUACCAUCCUUCAACAAACCUCAUUCGACAGCGAAUAGCAGUCCCGGGUGGGAUGCAAUACGCAGCGUACUGUCAUAUAGUGCCACGAAUAUGAUCACUCUACAAGACUUGAGCUUCAUCCAAAAACUUGGGAGCGGCGACAUUGGGACGGUGUAUCUUGUGGAACUUAAAGGGGCUAAAGGGAUCACGUUUGCAGCUAAAGUGAUGGACAAAGAAGAGCUAGCAAUCAGGAGUAAAGAAGCCAGGGCAAGACUUGAAAGAGAAAUCUUGGAAGUUUUGGAUCAUCCAUUUUUGCCUACUCUUUACACUACCUUGGAAUCUGAUAGGUGGUCCUGUUUGUUAACUGAGUUUUGUCCCGGUGGUGAUCUGCACAUUCUACGGCAAAGGCAGCCGUACAGGAGAUUCGAUGAGGCUGCCGUCCGGUUUUAUACAUCUGAGGUGGUGGCUGCACUAGAGUACCUACACAUGAAAGGGAUCAUCUACCGUGAUCUGAAGCCUGAAAACAUUCUAGUACGAUCAGACGGUCACAUUAUGCUGACGGAUUUUGAUCUCUCCCUAAGGUGUGACGAGUCUAAACCGAAGGCUCAGCUUCUUUCUAACGAUUCCUUAUCAUCAUUAACUACACAUCAAGCAUCAAGCUACAGCCCUGAUGUGGCUUGCCCGGUAUCUAAGUCACAUUGCAUGUUACCAAGUUGCAUGGUGCCAGAUGUCUCAUGUUUCCGUACUACUAAGCAGAGGAUGAGGAGGCCGGGUCAUCAUGAAUGGAGGACCCUUGAAAUAGUGGCGGAGCCAAUAGAAGCUCGAUCGCUCUCCUUUGUUGGGACCCACGAGUACUUAGCCCCGGAGGUGGUCUCCGGAGAGGGUCAUGGUAGUGCAGUGGAUUGGUGGACCUUAGGGAUAUUUAUGUAUGAGCUGUUCUAUGGUUUGACACCAUUUAGAGGACUUGAUAAUGAGUUCACACUAUCUAAUAUCGUGGCUAGAGGCCUUGAAUUUCCUAAGGAGCCAGCUGUGUCGAACUCUGCUAAAGAUUUGAUCACCAAACUUUUGAUCAAGAAUCCUGCAAAAAGAUUGGGUUCAACAAUUGGGGCUACAGCAAUCAAGAACCAUUCUUUCUUUGAUGGGGUGAACUGGGCACUAUUAAGAUGCACAUUGCCACCUCACAUUCCCCAGCCUACCAGAGACUUGGGCUCUUCUCAACAUCAUUAUGAUGCUUCUGUAGAGUACUAUUAGAACAUCUAAUGCCAUAAUGUAAACACUACGUUUAUAAAUACUCCACUUGUAAACAUGCAGACUUUGUAUGUAAGAAAAAGCACACACCAAAGUUGAAGGC
Messenger RNA from Oldenlandia corymbosa var. corymbosa, 1845 nucleotides. The record is from the annotation of a GenBank genome assembly. Lineage: Eukaryota; Viridiplantae; Streptophyta; Magnoliopsida; Gentianales; Rubiaceae.